AUGUUUUCAUCCUUCCUCAACCUCUCCAUUCCCAAGUUCGGGUUUGGAAGAGCGUCCGGCUCGCAACCCAUCAAGAUCCCUCCCGUCGAGGUCCACGAUGUCGAAGUCUCGAGCGACAAACGUGGCCGACGGCUCAAACAUCUACUGAAACUCAACCAUGCCACCUUCUCCAUCCUAUAUAACCAGCUCCGCUUCCACAACCAUACUCCUCAUAUUCUAGGGUCAGCCUACCUCCUCGGCGGCACGGCAGACCAAUUGAACGAGAUCUACGAAGACGCGGCCAGCAACGAAGGCCAUGAGCCCUGGACGGAAUCGCCGUCCGAGAUCGCACUGCACGACUACCGCGACUUUCUGGGUAAACGGGAAUACCAGCGCGCGUUCGUCGACUUCUUCGAAGACCAGCUCGUGCUGCACGGCUACGACUGGAAGGAAAUCGUGGAGCAUUUUCUGUUCGAGCGCGGCGCUCCGAAAUCCUCUGACACCGCACCGCCCAUCUUCAACUGUCUAACCGCCGGGCUGGGCCAUCCGCUGAUCCACCUUGGCUACGCCUACGAGUUGAACAGUCGCGAGGUGGCCAUGGAAGCGCUCGGGCUGGCAGCGACGUGCUACGACGGCAAACUCGCCAGAUUACUUGACGGCGACGACGGCGAGAACAGCACAUCUGACCCCCAUCCCCAACCCCAUCACCCAAGCACUCACAGUCACAGUCACACCCGCAGCCUCAGCCUCAGCCACAAUCAUAGUCACAGUGCACAAUCAACAAACCCGAACCCGAGCCCGAACCCGCCCACAACUUACCCCACCAACGACCUGUUCGAGGUCUUCGCCUGCGUCCGCGACGACAGUCGUCUCGAUGCCGCAUUCGACCACCUCGGCGGCGACAACCUGUCGCACCUCCUGUCCGACCCGACCCUCACGUCUGUCCUGUUGGAACACUGGCGCGCAUGGCAAAUCACCGAUCCGACGGCAGACUUUGCGCAGUCUCAAGCCCUGGCGGCUGCUUUGUUGAUUUCCGGCAAUUCCAACCUCAGCCCCAGCGUCGGUGGACACGACUACGGCUACGACUUCUUCCUCGUCCACCUGCUGACCACGUCCCACGCUGUGCGUGUCCUGGUGUCCUUCCUCGAUCCCCAGCACCAUCUGCCUCUGGUGCGUGAGUGGCUAUUGAUCACGCUGGCCAUCUACAUCGCGCAGCUCCGGCCGCCGGUCAAGCGCGAGUAUGUCACCGAGUACGACCUCGAGGGCCGCGACUGGGGGUUUGUCGUGCACGAAGCCCUCGAGGGGACAUAUCGCCUCGACGCACAUUUCGUCAAGGCGUGUCGUGCCCUGAAGGAAGCUGCGCGUGUGUGGGGUGAUGAUAAGGGGGAGAACUACUAUCUCAAAGCCGCGGUCCGGUUCGCCAGCGAGUUUGACGGAUGGGGUGGGUUCGGAGCCGAGGACGAGACAGAAGUCAGGGAGGUGCGGGAUUCGAAGGCCAAGGAUAAAGCCAAAGCAUAUUGA
This is a messenger RNA of Capronia coronata CBS 617.96, 1500 nucleotides long. RefSeq lists its product as uncharacterized. The record is from RefSeq and is a predicted model, not a curated record. Gene Ontology annotation, molecular function: oxidoreductase activity. The transcript is spliced from 2 exons. Bases 1 to 1500 code for a protein of 499 amino acids. NCBI's taxonomy places the organism in Eukaryota, Fungi, Ascomycota, Eurotiomycetes, Chaetothyriales, Herpotrichiellaceae.